CUGGACCCGGAAGUGGGACUGUUGUUGUCAUUUUCCAGCUGUAAGAAACUGCAGGGGCAACCAUGAAUGUGGUCCUCGCAGUCAAGCAAUAUGUGUCCAAAAUGAUAGAGGACAGCGGGCCUGGGAUGAAGGUCCUGCUGAUGGACAAGGAGACGACCAGCGUGGUCAGUAUGGUGUACACCCAGUCCGAGAUCCUGCAGAAAGAAGUCUAUCUUUUUGAACAUAUAGAUUCCGCCAACCGAGAGAGCAUGAAGCAUCUGAAGGCCAUUUGUUUUCUGCGACCAACUAAGGAAAACGUCGAGUACUUGAUCAAGGAGCUUCGCAGACCAAAAUACAGCGUCUAUUUCCUCUAUUUUAGCAACGUUAUCAGCAAGAGUGACGUUAAGUCCUUGGCGGAAGCCGACGAGCAGGAGGUGGUUUCCGAAGUACAGGAAUUCUACGGGGAUUAUAUCGCUGUGAACCCUCACUUGUUUUCCCUGAACCUUGUGGGCUGUUAUCAGGGACGGAAUUGGGAUCCCUUUCAUCUGUCGAGGACCACGCAAGGUCUGACUGCGCUCCUUCUGUCUCUGAAGAAGUGUCCCAUGAUCCGAUAUCAGCUGUCUUCAGACAUGGCCAAGAGGCUGGCAGAAGGAGUUAAGCAAGUGAUCACGAAGGAAUAUGAGCUGUUUGAUUUCCGUCGGACGGAGGUCCCGCCGCUACUGCUGAUUCUGGAUCGUUCCGAUGAUGCCAUCACGCCGCUCUUGAACCAGUGGACAUACCAAGCCAUGGUUCACGAGCUCCUGGGCAUCAACAAUAACCGCAUCGACCUGUCCCGCGUGCCGGGCAUUAGCCGGGAUCUCAAAGAAGUGGUGCUGUCUGCAGAGAACGAUGAGUUCUAUGCCAACAACAUGUACCUGAACUUUGGGGAGAUUGGCACCAACAUCAAGAACCUGAUGGAGGACUUUCAGAGGAAGAAACCCAAGGGCCAGCAGAAACUGGAGUCCAUCUCAGAUAUGAAGGCUUUCGUGGAGAAUUACCCCCAGUUUAAGAAGAUGUCGGGCACAGUGUCGAAGCACGUGACGGUGGUGGGCGAGCUGUCCCGUCUGGUCAGCGAACGGCAUCUUAUGGAGGUGUCCGAGGUUGAACAGGAACUGGCCUCUCAAAAUGACCAUUCCAACGCGCUACAGAAUGUGAAACGUCUCCUGCAGAACCAGCGGUUAUCUGAGCUUGACGCCACCCGACUCGUCAUGCUGUACGCUCUACACUACGACAGACACAGCAGCAAUGGUCUUCAGGGUCUCAUGUCCGACCUCAGAAACCGCGGCGUGUCUGAGAAGCACCGCAGGCUGGUGUCCGCGGUGGUGGAAUUCGGUGGAAAGAGAAUAAGAGGAAAUGAACUCUUCAGUCCGAAGGACGCCGUAGCAAUCACCAAGCAGUUUUUCAAGGGUUUGAAGGGCGUGGAGAACGUGUACACUCAGCACCAGCCAUUCCUCCUCGACACCUUGGAUCAGCUCAUCAAGGGGAAAUUGAAAGACAAUCUGUAUCCAUAUGUGGGACCCAGCACGCUCCGGGACAGGCCUCAAGACAUCAUCGUGUUUAUGAUCGGAGGGGCCACGUAUGAGGAAGCUCUCACAGUCUAUAACCUCAACCGGGUAACGCCUGGGGUCCGAAUCGUGUUAGGCGGGACGACCAUCCACAAUACCAAGAGUUUUCUGGAGGAAGUCCAAGCUGCAGGAUUCCAGAGCCGAGCUUCGGAAGGUCCGCAGGGAGCGCCGAGGUCAUCGGUCAGACGAUGAAGGCAGAAUGACACAGUAGGGUCUGCGUCUCCUGACCCUCCCUCCCGCAGUGGGGUCUGCAACGGAUCAUCACUUCAUGUCUGAGCCAUUAACUUCCCCCUCUGCCCGUCUGCUUCCCAUUAACAAUGUCUGGGUUUCCAUUAAGAAACUAGUUCCCCACCAGUAUGUAGUCUUUUACCUACACAAAUGGUUCACGGAUCAAAACUGACAACCCCCAGCACUACAUCAACAUCUUUUCUGUAUUUAAGAUUUUUUUUUUUACUUUGAGACGUCUCUGUAUUUAGUAAAAUAAAUUAUCUGUGCGUUCCAUU
Messenger RNA from Spea bombifrons (plains spadefoot toad), 2086 nucleotides. RefSeq names its product vacuolar protein sorting 45 homolog (gene VPS45). NCBI's taxonomy places the organism in Eukaryota, Metazoa, Chordata, Amphibia, Anura, Pelobatidae. The coding region runs from base 63 to 1775 and encodes 570 amino acids. Gene Ontology annotation, biological process: intracellular protein transport; vesicle-mediated transport. The transcript is spliced from 15 exons. The record is from RefSeq and is a predicted model, not a curated record. Gene Ontology annotation, cellular component: Golgi membrane.